Pelmatolapia mariae (spotted tilapia) is the source of this 12571-nucleotide messenger RNA. RefSeq lists its product as uncharacterized. Lineage: Eukaryota; Metazoa; Chordata; Actinopteri; Cichliformes; Cichlidae. Gene Ontology annotation, molecular function: zinc ion binding; protein binding. Bases 102 to 10778 code for a protein of 3558 amino acids. The record is from RefSeq and is a predicted model, not a curated record. The transcript is spliced from 47 exons.
CAUUAGCCAUACAAGAAAGAUGGCUACUUCUAUGCUAGCUACACUUGGAGCUCUUCUUGUUUUUUCUUGCGGACACUAAAGCGGAGAUUUUUCCAGCUGUCAUGGAAAACCGACACAAGCGAGUGAAUCCAGAGCAAGAUGCCCUGGUGCACAUUGUGGCUUGCAGAGACAAACCCUUCCUGGAAGAAAGGUUCAUAGACUCCUUUAAAGGAAAAGGUGUCUUUACAAACAAAACCAUUAAAGCAUCUGCCUUUGUUGUCGAGUAUCGUGGGAAGAUCUUUCCUCACAAAGACGGGAGGCCUAAGAAGAGAAGCGGUGAUACUUUGAAUGGUUUCUUAUAUGAGUUUACAUGGAAUGGAGAACAGUGGUGCGUUGAUGCUUCCAAAGAGGACAAGACCCUUGGAAGGCUUGUGAAUGAUGAUCACAUAAGUCCAAACUGUGAAAUGAAGAAGAUUGUUUAUGAGGGGAAGCCACACUUGUGCCUCUUUGCAGUGGAAGAAAUACCUCAAGGCAAAGAGAUAACUUACAACUACGGCAGCUCCUAUUACUCGUGGCGUCCCAAGGAGUCAUGUGAUGGACCAAGUACUUCAGACAAAAAAAUUUAUCCAAUUUCAUCAACACCCAAGAAAAGACGAUUUGAAGACUCGGAUGAUGACAGCGAACUGCCCGGUCCAAGUCAUGACAGUGACCGCUCUGCUGAUCUUGGAAGGUCAUCCAGGGACAGUUCGCCACAUUCUGAGUUAGAUUCUCAAAAAACGACGAAAAACUUCAGGAGAGUGUCAUCAAUUCAGGAGGAUGACACUUCGAGUUCUGAUGAUCAUGACUCUGACAAAGACAAGCGAUACAAAGGCGAGAGAUACAAAGAGGACAGAUCCACUAAGGCUGGACUAAAAGGCGGAGGAACAUCUUUCACAAAGAAAAAUUACUGUUAUGUUUGCGAGAAAGGUUUUCACAAAAUUGCUCGGCAUCUUUUAAGGCACAUCAAUGAAGACCCUGAAAUCGCUGAAAUCUUUGCUUUACCCAAAAACUCAGCAGAACGUAAAAGUCUGCUGGCCAAAUUACGAAAAAGAGGAAACUACAAACAUAAUCAAGAGGUUCUGAGGAGUAACACAGGACCGCUAAAAGUGGGAAGACGAUCAUCCCGCUAUGUAAUGACUGCUGAAAAUUUUAUGCACUGCAUUUAUUGUAAAGUAAUGCUUCAUAGCAAAGACCUAUAUAGGCAUGUAGCAAAGUGUGCUAAGCAAACAAUAAAUGCUGCAACACAUGGCGAGACGAGCAUCUUGGGGGACGUCACCGAGUCGGAGUUCUCUGAAAAGUUUCCGUCUGAAGUUUGGGAGAUACUUUCAGUGAUGAAACAAGAUGAAAUUGUAUUUUUAAUUCAACACGACUACCUUUUCAUGAAGAUGGCCCAGAGUCUUAUUGAGAACAGUGGAAAUGAUCCGACAAACCAAGAGCGCGUCAGACAGAAGCUGAGAAAAAUGGGAAGGCUCUUAAUAGAGCUCCAUGAUAAGGGAAUAGUGAGUUUUGAAGCAGCACUUAAACCCAGAAGCUUCUACAAAGUUGCCGCUGCUGUCAGAAACCUCUCUGGUUUUGAUGAAAAAAAGCAGAAGUACAGCAAACCGAGCCUUGCCUUGUUUUUUGGAAAUUCUCUGAAAAAACUGGGAGAACUUGUUGUCACACAGAGCGACAGCAGUAAGGAGGCCGUGAGAGAUGCUAACACAUUCAUGACGCUGUGUGCAAAGGAGUGGAAGGAAAUUGACCCUCACAACGAUGCACCUUCAUCAAGUGAACACAAAGUACACAGCCCCUCUACGAUACCGUUCACGCGUGACAUACAGGCGUUCUACACACACCUGGAAAAGACUUCUGCUUCUGCCAUUGAGUGCAUGAAGAAGUAUGAAACCCCUCAGAUGUACAAUGCACUUUGCAGAGUCAUACUUGCACAGGUGUCAGUCUUAAACAAAUGUGCACCCGAGGUUUCAAAAAUUACCCUUAAGUCAUUCCAGGAGCGGGACGAGACUACCCAGGUGUUGUCCAAGCACUUUAUCAGGAUUAAUAUUGCAGGCAAGACUGGGCAGAAUGUUGCUGUUUUGUUGACGUCUCAGCUCGUCAGCGCAUUAACGCUGCUUAUGAGCAAGAGACCAGCGUGCGGCGUACACAAAGACAAUCCUUUCUUGUUUGCAAAGCCAGACGGUUCAUCUACAAGCGUCUACCACGGAGGCCACUGCGUUCGGGUCUACACAAGAAUGUGCUCUGCAGAGAACCCAGAGCACCUCACGUCCGUGCAUUUUCACAAGCACAUUGCAAGAAUUUUCCAGAUUCUUAACUUGGAGAAUGACGAGCUACCACACCUUGCUAAACUGCUGGGUCAUGACAUCCGGAUGGACCGGGAUUAUUAUCGGCUGCCCGAAGCGGCUGUUGAACUCGCAAAAAUUGCUAAACUGCUUCUGGCAAUGGAAAAGGGCUCUCUUGAAAGAUUCAAAGGAACCUCUCUGGAUGAGAUUGAGAUUGAAGAUGAAUUGGAGCCAGAUACGGAGCAGGGCAGCUCUGUGGUGGACCGUGAAGAGUCAGAUUUUCUACCUCAGCAGAGCGAUGAUGUGGAUAAGCAAGGCGGACAGCUAACUCCUGAGCAGGAUGCCCUGCAGCACAUAAAGGCAUGCAAGGACAAAUCCUUCCUGAAGGAAAUGUUUAUUAAUUCCACUAAAGGGAGAGGUGUGUUCACUAAUAAAGCCAUUGAGCCAUCCAACUUUGUUGUUGAGUAUCAGGGGAACGUCUCAACCUGUGGAGAAACCCGUCCAGAGAAAUGUGUAGACACCCUAAACAAUUUCUUGUUUGAGUUUUCCUGGAACGGAACAAGCUGGUGCAUUGAUGCUUCUGCAGAGGAUGGGACUCUCGGACGACUCGUGAAUGAUGAUCACAUAAGCCCCAACUGCAAAAUGAAGAAAAUUGCUUAUGAGGGGAAACCACAUCUGUGCCUGUUUGCUCUGAAGAAAAUAUCUCCAGGCGAGGAGAUAACUUACAACUAUGGGCAGUCCUCGUACGCGUGGCGAUCAGCAGAUCAAAACAAAGAACCACAAACAUCAGAAAUGGAGACUGCAGCGUCUUCAACAGUGGAUAAAAGAGUUGAAAACUCAGAUGAGGAAUUCAGUUCUGCAGAAUGCUUCUCUGAUGAAGAUUAUGUCCUUGACAAUGAACCAAGCAAUGAUGACAGUUUUACCGAAAACGAUGACCAGGAUCAGGAAUUUGGAGAAAAUGCAGAUGACUCGAAGGCCGGGUCUUCCAAAGGGCCGAACAAUAUGUCGGACUCCGAUGAGUCUGACUCUGAUGGAAAGUCUAAAGACACUUCCUUCACUAACAGAAAUUACUGUUACAUUUGUGGGAAACCUCAAACUAAAAUUUCUCGUCACCUUUUCACGCAUAGAAAGGAAGAACCUGAAAUUGCUGAAGUGUACGCAAUGCUCAGGAACAGCAAGGAACGCAAAAAGCGUCUGGAGAUGUUGCGAAACAAAGGAAACUUCAAACACAACCAAGGAGUCUUGAAGGCUCGCAGAGGAAAACUGAAAGUGGAAAGAAAAUCAGAGAUGUCCUCACUUAAAACAUUUGCCACUUGUGUAUAUUGUAAACGAAUGUAUCAUCGUAAAGUGGUGUGGCAUCAUAUGCAAAAGUGUCCCUCGAUGGCAUCCAAUAAACUUCCAGAAGGCGUUCAGAGUCAAAUCUUAACUUUGGUUGCCACCACUGGACUAACGGACCCUGAACAGAUCUCAACAGGUGUGAAGAAGAUGUUGAAAAAAAUGAAGAAAGACGAUAUUUCCUCUGUAGUUUGCGAAGAUUCUUACAUAUUACAACUGGCACAAUGUUGCUUCCACAUGAGAGAGAAGAAACAGAAUCAGGGAUAUGUCACUCAGAAGCUGAGGCAAAUGGCACGGAUCCUGAUGAUUUUAAGAAAGAAGUCGAUAAACAGCUUCGAAGAUGCAGUCAAGCCCCAAAACUUCAGCGCCGUUGUGGAAGCUGUUCAGGAGAUUGCGGGCAUCAAAGAGGGGUCGAAGUCGUUUGACAAACCAUCUCUCGUUUGGAAGCUUGGAAAUUCGCUGAAGAAGAUCGCUGACAUUAAAUACGCCAGGGCUUUGAAGGAUGGUCAUGAAGAGGUGUUAGAGGAAGCUGAGGCAUUUAUUAAGCUGUGUACGAAAGAAUGGCCCUCCCAUGCAAAAUCACAACCAAAAACACCCGGCCAGCCAACCUUACAGUUUACACAAGAUGUGAUGCUGCUCUACAAGUGCCUGAACAGGACAACAGCUUCUGCAGUCCAGAGCCUGAUGAUGUAUGCAGUAACACCGGUCUACAAUGCGCUUCUCAAAGUGGUACUUGCAUUUGUGUCCUUCUUAAACAAAAAUGUUCAGGACGUUUCAAGGGUGACACUCCAGUCAUUCAAGGAAAGGGCUUCCACAGAGCUUCAGGAAGACACUGCUGGUUCACAGACCCAGUUGGAGCAAAUUCUGUCCAAGCACCAAGUCACGAUCAGUGUUGGUAACUCAAAUGGAAAAAAAUUUGCUCUUACCUUGAGCCCUGAAGUGCUUUCUGCGCUAACUGUGCUUGUGGACAAGAGGGACACAUGUGGGGUAGGUAAGGACAAUCCCUUCUUAUUUGGGAAACCUGGUGGCAAAGGGUCAGACUUUCACAAGGGACACGCGUGUAUCAGGAUGUUCGUUAAUCGCUGUGGUGCAAAGAACCAGGACGCUCUCAGGUCUCAGUGUUUUCGUAAGUACAUAGUAAGAAUUUUCCAGAUUCUCAGCCUUAAAAAUGACGAACUCGCUCAGCUGGCUAAGCUGUUGGGCCGUGACAUUCAGACAGACUGGGAGUAUUAUCAGACGCCCGAGGCAGCUGCCGAUGUCGCUAAAAUCUCAGAGCUGCUGUCGGCACUGGAGAAUGGAUCUCUUGAACAAUUCGAAGGAAAGACUCUUGAGGAAAUUGAGAUUCCAGAUGAAUUGCAGCCAGUCAUGGAGCCUGUCACCCCCAGAAACAGCGAUGCUGAGGAAGAUGAUGAAGGUAAAAAAAGCAAAAGAAAACAAAGCCAAAGAAAGAAAAAGAAGAAGGAGACUGAAAAAGAGCAGCCAGAACCAAAUGAAAAUGAAGCCGUGAACACAGAGAAGGAAGACAAGGCAGAGGACAUGCCAGUGAAGGGUGACAUCAGCAAACCUGUGGAGAAGAAAUCUUUUAGCACAGCCCUUGAGCCAAGUAUUUAUUUCAGUGACGAUGAUGAGGACAUGAAUGUGAAUUUUGACAUCGACAUAGACACUGAUGACGACGAUGAUAGAAAUGAGGAGAUUGCUGCAGACGGUCGCUCAAACAGCUCAGGUACAAAGCCCAGUGUAUUGGAUGAAGAUAAAACAACAGAAUUCAAGAAGAGCAACAAGGAUGGUGACGGAGAGCAGAAAAAUACGUCUCCAGACGAGCACAGUGCUGAUGAAGAGCUCGCAGAGGCAAUGGAUAUUGACACAGAGAACCAUGUGGAGGAGGACUAUGAUGAAGAUGAUGACUGGAUGGACGUGGACAGUAGUCCUUCUGCUCCCACUUUAAAUAAAGUCACAGAAAAGAAGCCCAACCUAUCGGUGCCCAUGGCUCUGAUCAAAGAAGUGAAGAUAGUUAUCCCAAAACUAGACAUCGAGAAGGUGCAGCAUCCCAUUCACAUUUCCAAGUUGUCAUCUUUGAGUAACAAGCAGCCGGUGGAAGAUAAACCCGUCCAUGAUGACAAGACUCAGAGUGCAAGACCUACUCCACUUACAGAGGUCACAAACAAGCCCAGCUCUGAAAAGGCAGUGCACAUGAACUGCUCCCGCUGCAAAAAGAGCAUGAUGAAGGGACACACUGCUUACCAGAAGAAGGGCUUCUCAGACGUCUUCUGCUCCAAAACCUGUCUGUUUGAGAUGUUUUCUUACAACAAACCGGCCACCAAGACCUGUCACCACUGUCAUAAGGCGAUAUCGCAGCCUCUGGACCUCAUCAUGGCUGCUGUGGACACUAAAGGAACUAUGAAGGACUUCUGCAGCCCGGCCUGCUUGUGCUCUUUCAAGUCUGGAUCCACCCAAACACGAAAGUCAGUCUGCAACAUAUGCAAAAGAGUCUGCAGUACUAAGUGUGAGCUGACCCUGAACGAGGCCGUCAUCAGGUUUUGCAGCCACACAUGCUUAGAUGAUUUCUGCAAGAACAACAUGGGCAUCUGUGAGAACUGCAGCUCUGUGUGCCGCAGCAAACCGCUCACGCUGAAGCUGGAGGAUGAUACCAAAACAUUCUGCAGUGGUGGUUGUCUGAAGCGGUUCAAAGAGAACUCCAGGAUGCUCCUACGCUGCACCACUUGCCUCUUUUCACGACCUGUCUCGGACAUGGUUAACUUUAAAAACGAUGAGAAUGUGGUGCAGCUCUUCUGUGGCCGCUUUUGUGUGAAAUCUUACAAGCUGCGACCGACAGAUGAGAUGGAUCAAGGUAAAAGGCCCUUCCCACAGGAGGAUGUGAGGGUGUGUUCGCCCUCCCGUGAAAACGAUGCCUCUCCUGCUGCUGUCGAACCAAAUGACACAGUGUUGCUCAUCGCCGACGUGUGCACGCUCUGUUUCCACUGCAAAAAGAAUUUGUCGGAAGGAGAGACACUUUACAAGCUGAAAGACACAGAGGAGUUUUUUUGCUCCAUGGCCUGCUUACAUGAAAAGCGUCGCGAGAUCAAAAUACCCAUCAAAAAGUGCCACAACUGCUUUCAGGUGAUUACGCGACCUCAAAACAUCAUCCUGGCUCCGGUGGAUGAUUCGGGAACUAUGAAGGAGUUGUGCAGCAAUACAUGUCUCUCCUCCGUCACAUCCAAAAUGAAAAAGGCUGCUACUAAGCCUCCACCAAAAGAGGGACCUAGUUCACAGUGCAGGAUGUGUGCCAGAUGUUGUUAUUGCAAAUUCACGGUGACCCUGAAUGGCGUGGUCCACAGACUUUGCAGUGACUCCUGCUUCAUGAGCUACCGCAAAGUCAACAACCUGUGCUUGUCUCUCUGCGACAUGUGUGACGCCGUCUGCUACAACAAAUGUCUCAUGGUGAAGAUGGAGGACGGCAGUAAAGCCCUCUGCAGUGAUGAAUGUCUGGUCAAGUUUAAAGAGAAAGUUGACACUCGUCAGCUCUGCCCCAUGUGCCAGACGUCCCAUCAGCUGGCAGACAUGAUUGAAAAUAAAAAUGAUGAAGGCAGGCUGGAGUUCUUCUGCAGCAACAGGUGUAUGAUGGUGUACGAGGCCCAGACCUUCAGUGUGACGGAAAAGAAAAACUCUUCAUCUGAAGUUUGUGAGGUUAAAGACGUGAAGCCAUCUCUAAUACAUCUUGACUGCAUCAAAACAGAGCCCAUCGAUGAGGAGUACAGCCAGAGUCUCACAGCCUCAGUUUCUCAUCAGGACAUCAAGAAGGAGCCAAAUGUAGUAAAGGAGGACUUAAAGAUUGGGUCGGUUUUCUCCUUGACUGAUGAAUCCAAACCUGCAGAGCCCUCGCUCACCAACACGGAUGUGCCUGCAUCGUGCUCCACCUGCAAACACGCCCUCGUGGAUGGAGAGACCGUUUACCAGAAGAAGAACCACACUGGCGCAUUCUGCUCCACUUCCUGCCUCCUGAAAUUUUACCAAAAGAUACCAGUUUGGGGGACGUGCCACUUCUGUCUUCAAGUGAUAACACAGCCUCAGGACAUCCUCGAGGCCCCGGUGGAUAACGAGGGGACAAAGAAGGAUUUCUGCAGCCAGACCUGCCUGUCCUCCUUCAACUACAAGAAACAAGUGUCCACCAAAAUACCCAUGGCUGCCCACUCAUCACACUCACAAUGCAGCAUGUGCAGCAGAUAUUGCAUUAGCAAACACGAGGUCACGAAAGAGGACGUCAUCCACAAGAUCUGCAGUGAGCCGUGUUUUCUGCGCUUCUGUGGCAUGAACAACAUCACCAUCUGUGCGAACUGCCGCGCACACCGCAAAACACCGCUCACGCUCAAGAUGGAGGAGGGCAGCAACAAACUUUGCAGCGAAGAGUGUCUGGCAAGGUUCAAGCAGAAAAUCCAAACCCCGCAGCCGUGCACCAUGUGCCGUAACACUUCUCCGAUAUCAGACAUGGUUGAAAACAAAAACAGUGAAAAUGUUGUGGAGCUCUUCUGCACCAAAGGCUGCGUGUCGGCAUUCAAGAUCCAGGCUGUCAAUUCAUCAGGUGCCUCAUUGAAUUGUGACCACUGUGGUAAGGCUGCAGUGCCAACCUGUCACCUUGCCAUGUCAGAUGCCUCCAUCAGAAACUUCUGCACUCUUAAGUGUGGCAUGGAUUUCAGGGAGAGCCAGAAUCCUGCAGGAGUCCCCGAUAAAAGUCAAAGGGAUUUCCUCCAUCCACCACCGAAGCUGCUAUGCGCCCAGUGUCAAAGCAUCGUAUUAACUACACCCAAAGUCAUCCAGAGAAAGGAAAAAAUAUACUUUGCAUGCAGUGUGGCCUGUUUUCAAGAAUUUAAGAGGGUCAACAGCAUCACGGCUACCUGUGAAUACUGUAAGAAUGAAAGAAUCAUCAAAGACGUCAAGAGAAUCGGCGGCAAAGACUGCUGCUUCUGCAGCGAUGCCUGCAAGACGCUCUUUUGUCAAGAGCUGAAAGGAGAGUGGGGUAAACACUGUCGCUCAUGCAGUUACUGCCAGUCGAUAUCCAAGAGUCUGGUGACGACACCGGGUGAAGACAUGGACAUCGAGUUCUGCUCUGAAGCCUGCUGCUCAAAAUACAAAAUGCUCCUCAGCCAUUUGGCAAAAUGUGACACCUGCAGUAACAAAGGGAAACUAAAGCAGAGUCUGCCACUGCUGGGAGAGGUCAAAUACUUCUGUGGCAUGAAGUGUCUCCUGCACUUCUGCAGUAACAAGGUUCAGAUGCUCGACGGAGAAGUCUCUUCAUCUGCGGUGUCUGCAGCACCAGCACAGUCCUCUCCUGUCAUUGGGAAUGUUAUAUCUUUGGCUAAUGCUCUGACCAGGCAGCACAGCGGCUCAGCAGCCUCUACACAGCUUGGCUCCAUCACUGACAUUCAAACAAAGGUCAUUGGACAUGCCAGCGUUCAGACUGUCCCAAAGGAGCUGAAGAACAAGUCGAUCAUCUGUACUCCGCUGGUUCAUAACAAAGGAGUCUCCUGUACAGAAGAGGCUCUUAAGAUAGAGACACAAAAAGAAGACCAUUGUGAUCCUAAAAUCGUAGUCCUGCCUGUCCCAGUGCCGGUUUAUGUUCCUGUGCCUAUGAACAUGUACAGCCAGUACACUCCACAGCCGGUGUGCCUGCCCUUACUGCUGCCUGUGCCCCUGGUCCUCCCUGUGAACACAGAUGGCUCUGAGUCAAUGGUCAAAUCCACAAAAGAGAGUUUGCAUCCUGAAAGCUUACAGGGCGAGCUCAACAUCAGGCCUGAGACGGAGACAGAGCAGAGCCAGGAAGGGCAGAAGCAUGGACAAAUGAUAAAAGAAGAAGAAAGACACAAGCCUUCAACCCUGCAGGACCACGCCAGGAGCUGCAGCAGUGACUUGCGUACAGAUUUUAAGCCGGCUUUUGACAACCAGGAGGAUUUCUUUGAUACCAGCGCCGGGCCGGUCACUCAGCUGCGAGGCAGCCAAACCUCCCCUCCAGUUUCAGAUGAGGACAUGCCCAGCAGCCCUCUUCCUGACCUCCCACCUCUUUCUCCUCCUUCAGCUCUGGAAACUCCUCAGAGAUCACCCGUCGCUCCUCCUGCUCCAAUUUUAGUACCACAAACUUUGGACAAAGACAAGAACAAGGAUUGUAACCUGGAGCAGCUUUCAAAGAAAGAUGAGCAAGACACUCCUGAAACAGACUUUACUCAACCAGUGUGUUCAAAGCAAAACACACUGAAGAGUCAAUGUGGAGUUGAUGCCUGGAAGAGAUGGAUCAAGUGGAGAGAGUCACAGACCAACCUGGAGCCCGUUUCUUCUCAUGCACUGACGCUGAAGGCGGACCUCCUUCAUUGCUCUGUGGCUGAACUGAGCGGCUGCCUGCUUUGCUUCAUCAGGGAGGUGAAACAGUCCGAUGGAGAGCCGUACUCCCCCAACAGGCUGUUCUACCUCUGCCUCAGCAUUCAGCUGUUUCUGUUUCAGAACGGUCGGCUGGAGAACAUAUUCAGUGAUCUCAUCUAUGACAGGUUUUCCACUGAGUUGACCAAGAUCCUUAAACCUUCAGUCACAUGUGGAGGUUGUGUCCUGUCCUGUGUGGAGGAGCAGUUUCUGUGGGACUGUAAACAGCUGGGGGCGUACUCCCCCACUGUCCUGCUCAACACGCUGCUCUUCUUCUUCUGCAAGUACUUUGGCUUCACCACAGUCGAGCAGCACCGCCGGCUGUCCUUUGCAAACAUCACACUCUGCACCAAAACCAGCAAGAGCAACACCAAGACCACCUUCUUACGCUUCCACCCACCUACUUGUACAAACCACGAAGAGUCAGACAUGUAUGACGUCCCAGCUAAGAAGGUUAAGAAAAACGAGUCUGAGGAGGAUUUCCUGGAGAUGAUGGAGAACCAGGAGAACCCCCUUCGUUGUCCAGUCAGACUCUACGAGUUCUACCUCUCCAAGUGUCCAGCAUCGCUGAGGCAGCGCAGCGAUCUUUUCUACCUCCAGCCAGAUCGGAGCUGCCUUCCCAGCAGCCCUCUGUGGUUCUCGCCUGCCCCGCUCAAUGACAGCAGCGUGGAAGCCACGAUCAUCCGAAUCCUUGCUGUCCGAGGGCUGGAGGAGGGGGCGAGACAGGGUACAUGUAUAACCCCGUAACCAGUGGAUCACCCAUCAUUUACACCUGAUCAGGAGGACUCAGUGUUUGAAGGACUUUUUUAAUAAGUGCAUCAAGAUUGAUUUAAGAAUAUAUACAUAAUAAAAACAUCACCAUGAUUCAAUGAAAGAUGGCUGUUUAAAAACACACUGUUUAUGAACAAGUGGCAGAAAGACACCAGAUGUUUCCAUCAGCAGCUGGUGGAAGCUAAAAAUGGAGCUAAAAGAGACUUUAGAGAUUACAACUGAAUUUAAACUGUUUCUUAAACUGUAAAUAAGAGUUUCAUCAUGCCGGCUCAAUAUGUCAAUACUAUAUCACCAGUUUGCCUUGAAUUUUGGCUGACCAGUCAGUCAGCAGGCGUGUGAAAGAAGAAAUCUCCCAGCAAUAUAAAAUCUGAACAGAAACCCGCCUCACAUCUGUGCCAGUGUUCCUGUCAUAACUCGUUCCACAUCAAGUUGUCAGCAAUGUUUUGUUUUCUCUUCGUGCUGCUGAUUGCGAAAGUUCUGCGUUGGUUAAAAGGCUGAUCUGAACCCUGCAGACCAGCAACAAAUAUCUGUUACUGUAAAAGUUCCUCUCAAGUUUCCAAAGUUUAAUGUCAACUGUUGGUUUAAACUGUCUUUAAUCUCCCUUGAGUCUAUUUACAGUCUGGAAAGUUUUUAUAUUAUUUUAAUAAAACAGACAGAACAAAGCUUAUUUUUAUAGGCUUUAGUUUAUAACUCCUCUGUGAGGUCAGACACUGAUGUAAAUUCUUAAAAGUUACAACAAAAAAGGCGUUUCACAGGUGACAUUGCAGUUUUAGCACAUAAUACACACAUUAAAAAAAUCAGGAACAAACUAAUUAUUAACAUUUAUUUAAUUUUAAAUGGUAUAUAUAUCUUUUCAUUAAACAUUUCUGAAAGGAAGCUUUAAAAGUUUGCAGCAUUAGCUUUUGAAAAAUGGCCACAUUGUGUCCUGUCCUGUCCAUAUAUGUGUGUGUGUCUUGCGCAGACACACACACAUAUAUGUGUAUGUGUGUGUAUGUUUGUGUGCAUGCGCACUUACGCAUGUUUAUUUCAGGAGGUUGUAGGGUUUUAGUUGGUAUUGUGCUGCAUGGUUCUGUUACUGGUAUGAAAAAGAAAUUAAAGAAAAAUUGACUUUCAUAAAUUCUUUUUUUCAUCUCCUUUUUGAUUUGAGGGAUGCAGGAUGCUCCCUGAGUCCUGCAGCUACACAUUUGUUUAUUUGAUCUCUUUCUGCAGAUACAUAAAGAAUAAAUAAAUGUGUCAAGUUUAAAAUUCAUAACUUACUAAUUUUUACUUCAGGCUCUGGACACGUGGGCUGCACUGUACUGCAUGGUUUGAUUUCAGGCAGUCUCUCUAAAACACAAACCCCACAAAACAAGUUGAAAACCAAACAAAUUAAAAACAAUAAGAUUAAAAAUAAAAUAACAGUUAUUCAUCAGGAUCAAUCAUAAGUAUGGAACUAUUUAAAGUCUUAAAAUGCUGGAAAAAAAAAGAUAAGCAAAGUUUAUUAUUAUUACUAUUAUUAUUAUUAUUAUUAAUAAUAAUGUUGAUGAUGAUUAUGAUAAUAAUUAUAAUAAUAAUAAUAUCUGUGUGUUGUGUGAUUAAAUUCCAGAGGUCACAAACAAACAAAGGUUUAGUACAAUAAGCAGGAAUCUCAUAUUCUUACCCGCGACAUUGGUUUGUACAGUUUCCUGCUUUAGCUCAAGAUUUCUGAGCAUUUCCCUGGUUUUCAAAAGCUCAAACACUUAUGAAAAAAUAAAAAUAAGAUAAGGAAAAGUAAAAAUCAUACAGUAGUA